UAUGUUGCUAUGGCUACUACACAAGGGUAGUUGGGGCGGGCAGAGGCGUGUUGGGUCCGUAUAUCGUCUGUAUAACAUAAUUCUUGUACCCUUUUAGUAGAAUUUAAUAAUUUAAGAUUAAGAUAAUGACGAGUGAAGUACUUGCCGAGAUUAAAUGGGACGAGGGGUUUGCAAUUCCCGUAGCGAAUUCUGAGAAUAAGCGAUUGGAAGAAGAUAUGCAGAAAAGACAAAAAGAAAAAGCAAAUCUGGAAAACAGAUUGAAUGAGUAUGAAGACCGUAUCCAUGCUAUGGCUGAACACCUGAAAAAUGUCAGGCAAGAGUUGACCCAUACACAGUCACUUUGCAGAGCUAGAGAAAAGGAAACAGAAACUGAAGAACAUUUCAAAUCUUUAUCUGAGAGAGAAAUGGGACGCCUCAAACAAGAGAUUAAACGGUUAGAACAUGAAAUUAUUUCUUUAAGAGAGAAGAAGAACAUGCAAGAGAAUAAUAUAUUUCGUGCUACUCAAAAACUGGAAGACUUGAAAUGCCAGCUGAAGUGGGAUCAGCAAGCACUAGAGGCUUGGUUAGAGGAAUCAGCCCGAAAAGAUGAUGACUCAGUUGCCCUUCAGAAGUACGCACGGCAAGAUGAAGGAAAAAUAAAAGAGAUGACUUUACAGAUAGAGAAACUGACAACUGAUGCAAACCAGAAACGCAGACUGCUUGACAGUGAACUGACAGAAACCAUAACAGCUCAGAUUGAGUUGGAUAAAGCAGCAGAAGAUUUUCGAAAAGCCCAUUAUGAAAGGCAGGAGCUAAUUCGACAGUGGGAGAGCACUAUUGAACAAAUGCGAAAGAGAGAUCAAGAAAUGGACCAUUGUGCACUGCUACUGGCUGAAGUGAAACAACAAACAAGAGAGAGAGAAGCUGUCAUUAAGGAAAAGAUUCACUUCUUGGAGAGUGAAACUGGCAAUAAUAAAGAGUAUGAAAAGAAAAUAUCAGUUGCUGAGAGACAAGCUGCUAAACUUAGAUUGGACUAUCAAGACUUUGAAAGCAAUCGUAGUCGUCUGCAAGAUGAGUUGGAGGGGUUGAAGAUCACUGUAGAUAGGACUGCUACAGACUUAGAAGCUAUGAGGUCACUGGUGUCAAAUCUAAAGAAGGAAAUUCAAGAGAAAAAUAGCAGGGUUAAACUUUCUAAGGAAAAAAAUGAAGCCCUUACAUGCAAACUGAAAUCUGUAACCGAAUCAGCAUUGAGUGUGGAAGAGCGAGCUCUUCGGAUGGAGGAAAUGCUAAAAGAGGAGGAACAAGCAGUAAAGGAGCUGGAGACUCGUCUGAGUCAUCUGAGGGAGUUAAAGUUCAAGAAAGAACAAGAACUACACACACACAAAACAAAGGAGAAGAAUGUCACAGCAGAAAUAGCUGGCAGUAGAACAGCACUUAAGAAUCUUAACAAUCGACUGCAGAAACUGGAUAUGGACUCCCUCAGGCAACAGGAAAUUUUGUAUAACCAGGAUUUUCAGAUUCAGCAAAUGGAGCGUCGAAUGGCCCGGAUGAAAGGUGAUGUUAAUAUAGAGGAAAAGCAUGUUUUGGAGGCCAAGAUAGCAGAACUCACCAAAACGUUGGAAGAGAAAAGCGACACUUACAAUUUGUUGAGUGCACAGCACAAAAAACUUCAGGAUGAUGUCCGCUACAUUAAGAAAGGUUUUGACAAAACUGUGCAGGAAAAAAGUGAUCUGACAAGUAAAAUAGAAGAACUUACACUUUUCAAUGAUAUGUCUGAAAAAGAAUUCAAGAAAAUCAGAAGUGCUAAACAGGACCUUAUGGUUGAGGAUAAUAUUCUGAAACUGGAGAUCAAACGUUUACGAGACCUACUGUAUAAUAAAGCAGAUCAUGUGCUUUCAUUAGAAAAACGAAAGCUGCAGCUGCAGACAGCCAUGAGGGAACGCACAGAAGAAAUCAAGAUUCACAAAGAAAUGUUGCAAUCUCAGGUCAGAAUGGCUGAUCAAGAUCGUCAGAGCAUCAGUGGAGAAUUGCAUGAGAGAGUGUCCAAAAUUGAUAAACUGAGGAAGAGGUUUGAGAUCCUUAUGGUUGCCAUGGCACCACCUGAAGGAGAAGAAGAGAAGUCGCAGGCAUAUUAUGUGAUUAAGGCUGCACAGGAGAAAGAAGAACUUCAGCGCACUGGGGAUGAUUUGGAUGCUAAAAUCCGCAAGGCAGAAAAGGAAAUUAGAGCCUUGGAAAAUACUCUUCAAGUGAUAAAUGCCUGCAACUCCAGCUACCGAAAGUCUUUUAUCAAAGUUACAGAAACAAGUGAGGAAUAUGAGGAAAAGCUGAAACUAGAAGAACAGAAGAGAGCUGUUGAAGAGAAAUACAGAUUCAAGAGAAAGCAAAUUAGGGAAUUACAGGAUGAUUUUCGGAGUAUGAGCAGAACCCUUGAAGACCUGCUGACAGAUGAAACUAUGUACAGUAAAUCAGUAGAAGAAAAACAAUCAAAGAUUACCCAUUUAAAUAAAGAAUUGGAUAAUCAGAAACAGAAAAUGGAAAGGGUUAUGAAACAGAGUUCAAAGUUGGCUAGAGAAAUUAGAUCUGCAAAGAAGAGUAAAGGAGAAACACAUGAAGAACGUGACAUAGAUCUCCGUGAGCUACGUGACUUCAAUAGAUCUGUUAAUAAGUUACUAGUUGAUGCUAUGGAGCGCAAUCCUGAUCUGACCACAGCACUUCAGAUCUAUUUCCAACAGGCUGGCUUGGAACUACCUACAACUGUUUCUACACCCAGCAGUCGACAAAGCUCUAGACCUACAUCGGCACGAAGCUCUGCAUCAUCUUUGAGAACUCAAGGAUCAUCUGGAAGCUCUUCUAGCAAUGGUUCUGCUCGAUCUGCUACAAUAAAGACCUUGGACCUUGGUCUUGACAUAGCUGUUACCUCAGCCGUAGUGACAUCUCCCUCUUCUACCUCACAGCCUGGCAGUGCAGCUAGUAGUGCUAGAAGUUCCCAUUCCAAAAAGAGCCUGAAAUAAAAUUUCUAAGUUGCUGAAAUGAGCAUGUUAUGUAAAAUAUAUAUCAAAAGGAAGGACGCUUUAAAAUACUGCAGCAUUUACUUGAUAGUGAAUUGCAAUUGUGAAUAAGUCUGAUUGUUUAAAUGCAUGAAGGAUGACUAGCAGAACCCAGCAGAUCUGAUACAUAUGUAAUUUUUUUAAAGCGGAAAAUAAAUUCAGUACUAUAA
This is a messenger RNA of Protopterus annectens (West African lungfish), 3196 nucleotides long. RefSeq names its product coiled-coil domain containing 39 (gene CCDC39). The coding region runs from base 126 to 2990 and encodes 954 amino acids. Gene Ontology annotation, cellular component: axoneme. Gene Ontology annotation, biological process: inner dynein arm assembly; cilium movement; cilium-dependent cell motility. The transcript has 20 exons. The record is from RefSeq and is a predicted model, not a curated record. Lineage: Eukaryota; Metazoa; Chordata; Ceratodontiformes; Protopteridae.